AUGACAUUUCUGUUCAGAUGGCUAGUGCUUUGCUUGAGCGUUACCCUACGACCGUUAUGGCCCACUUAUCCUCCAGCUCUAGGUGCAACUGCGUCUGAUGCUUCAACUAAGCCAAGUAUUACCAUAGGAUUCUUGAGUUCCUUCACCGGAUCACGAACUGGCAAACUCAUAGCCGGCGCCAUUCCUUUAGCUGUUGAAGAUGUGAAUCGAAAUCCUGAACUUUUGCCAAACCACACUCUUCAGUUCGUCGUGGGUGAGUCGGGAGAGCCAAACACGGCUGAUGCCAUCAGGGAAAUGACGAAUAUGCGUGAGAAAGGAGCGGUGGCGUUUAUCGGUCCAGACGAUAGCUGUGCUGCUGAAGCUCUUGUUGCUACUGCUUGGGAUUUUCCAAUGAUAUCAUAUAAAUGUUCGGAUAGGAAAGUGUCCGAUAAGAAGAUCUACACCACCUUCGCAAGGACAUUUCCACCGAGCUCAAAAGAAUCAAAGUCAGUGAUCUCUUUACUCAAGCACUUCAAGUGGACGAAAAUCAUCCUGGUGGUUUCGAAAAAGCCUUCAGAUAUACAGAUGGAAGAAGCUUUAAACGGUGUGGCUGCAGAACACGGCGUCAUCAUAACUGAGACGCACUACAUCCCGGGCGACUACCUAACAAAAAACAAUGAAACGAUCAAAGAAAUUAUCAAACAGACUUACAAGAAAACCAGAGUAUAUGUACUUUUGGCUGACACUAAUCCCCUGGUGGACUUUACAAGAUACAUGCAAGAACAAGGUUUACUAGAAAACGGGGAGUAUAUAAUUAUUUGUGUGGAUGAUGAGGUGUACGAUCCUACUAAAGAGCGACAGUACAUACAAAAAGAGUCCGAGAUAACCAACAGUGAUGUUUUGCCGUUUCGAGCAGUAUUAGUUGUCACUCAUCGUGCACCCAUCAACCCCGAGUACGAAGAUUUUAAACAAAAUGUCACAACCUUGUCAAUGCGCCCUCCUUUUAUAAUUCCUACUCAUCCUUAUCUCGUACUUCCGGUACCCCUGUAUGCUGGCUUGGCGUAUGACGCCGUUUUGAUCUACGCUAAAGCACUGACAGAAGCUCUAGCUAAUAACUCUGCUGAGAACAGAGGAACAGACAUUAUAAAUUAUAUACGAGGCCACGUGUAUCACAGCAUCCACGGGUUCAGUGUCAGGAUCGAUGAGAAUGGCGACGCAGAAGGAAACUUUGCUGUUCUAUCUCUACUUGAUAAUCCAAAUUCUUCAUGCGAGGAAACUAAGACAAUGCAACCAGUUGGCAGAUUCACCUAUCAGGAAGCGCAAGGACUUCCGCUGCUGCUUUUAGAGAGACAGAUUGAUUGGAUAGCCGGAGCACCACCUGCAGGAGAACCAAAGUGUGGUUUCAAUGGCGAACUAUGUGAACAAGAUUGGAAAAUGAUCCUUAUUGGGCUAGUGACAGCUGCUCUGGUUGUUAUUGCUGGAAUAUUCAGUAUUAGACAUUACAGAUACGAACAAAAGAUGGCGCGGAUGUUGUGGAAAGUGGAUAUUAAAGAUCUAAUCCUGCUCAGGACCAGCUCAGACCUCACUCUCCAAAACUCACGCAACCAGAUUAGUGUAAGACGACCUGAGUUGUCAGCCACUCUUCUUUCUUCUUUGGACUCCGGAGGAGAGAACUCCUUUUCCCAACGUCUAGAUUCUAGAGUUGGUUUCUACAAAGGCAACGUUGUCUUCAUCAAAUACAUAAUCAAACGUAGCGUCGAUCUUACACGGAGUCUCUGUAAGGAGCUUAUUAACAUUCGUGAAAUGAGACAUGAAAAUAUUAACCCAGUAAUUGGCGCAUGCGUAGACCCUCCAAACGUUUGUGUCUUAACUUUGUUCUGUGCAAGAGGCAGCCUGGAGGACGUUCUAAAGAACGAAGACCUCGACCUCGAUAACAUGUUCGUGGCUUCUCUAGUGGCAGACUUGAUUAAGGGUAUGAUUUAUCUUCACGAGUCUGACGUCGUUUCUCAUGGAAAGUUAAAAUCCUCAAACUGUCUCGUGGACAGUAGAUGGGUUCUUCAGAUAGCGGACUAUGGACUACAUGAGCUAAAACAAGGACAAGAAAUUCCCUUUGGCAAGGAUUUAAAAUACCAGAGAGGGUUACUAUGGAAAUCACCGGAGCUGCUCAGGAUGAUGAAUCCUCCACCCAGAGGAACCCAAAAAGGAGACGUGUACUCAUUCGCUAUCAUUCUUUACGAAAUUAUUAGUCGGAAGGGACCCUGGGGACCCGAAGCUCCGCCCGGCAAAUUUAUCAUCGAAAGGGUCACGAAUCCUCAUCAUUACGGCGGUCAUAUUUUCCGUCCUCCUAUCGACGAACUUAUAGGAUGCAAUGACUAUAUACUAAGGUGUAUGCAAGAAUGCUGGGACGAGGACCCAGAUGCAAGACCGGAUUUCCGGUUAAUAAACCAAAAAUUGAGAGACAUGCAGGCUGGACUUAAAAACAACAUUUUUGACAAUAUGAUUGCAAUUAUGGAGAAAUACGCCUAUAAUCUAGAGGGUCUUGUUCAAGAGAGAACCAACCAGCUGAUGGAAGAGAAAAAAAAGACCGAAAAUUUACUUCUCCGAAUGCUACCAAAGCCAGUAGCAGAGCAAUUAAAACGUGGAGAGCCAGUCGAAGCCGAGAGCUUUGACUGUGUCACAAUCUACUUCAGUGACAUAGUUGGAUUUACAGAACUCUCAGCUGUCAGUACACCAUUACAGGUGGUUGACCUGCUAAACGAUCUCUACACCUGUUUUGACUCUAUCAUCGGACACUAUGACGUGUACAAGGUCGAAACUAUUGGCGAUGCUUACAUGGUCGUCAGCGGGCUACCACUAAGGAAUGGAGACAAUCACGCUGGAGAAAUAGCUUCUAUGGCACUCCAUCUUUUAGGAGCGAUUCAAAACUUUGAGAUCAGGCAUAAACCAGGAGAAAGAUUGAAACUUAGGAUUGGAGUCCAUUCUGGUCCGUGUGUAGCAGGCGUAGUAGGACUCAAAAUGCCUCGAUAUUGUCUGUUCGGUGAUACAGUUAAUACAUCUUCCCGCAUGGAGUCCACAGGCAAAGCAUUGAAGAUUCACGUGAGUGAAGCGUGCAAAGAUAUUUUGGACAAACUAGGAGGUUAUGUCCUGCAAGAAAGAGGACUAAUACCUGUCAAGGGUAAAGGAGAAAUGCGAACUUACUGGCUCGUCAGAAAAGAGAGCGAUAUUGUCGUGUUUUCUUGUGACUCAAAAUCAGAAGAAACGCUAAAUGAUCUCACUGAGCUUCAUAUUCCUACAACGAGUAAUGACGUCAUCAAAGAUGGCAAUGAAAAUGCCAACCAGUGCCUGUCAGUACCCGUGGUAGCACACCAGAAAACUAUUACUCCCUUUCCGGACUUCAGCUGGUUAAUAAGCCAUGAAGUAGCGGAACAAGAAACUUCAAACAGUGGGAGACGCAAACGCGUUUCACAGAUUUCAAACUACAGCAGCUGUGGAAGUUUAUUUCAAGAUUGUAAGAAAAACAUUCUCCGAGAGCUUCGCAGCAACAGUCGCCCAACUACGAAAGGCUAUAGAUCAGCUCCUAUCAUAAGCUUCCGUGAUAGAACGUCGUGUCGUGAUUAUCUCUUAUAA
Limulus polyphemus (Atlantic horseshoe crab) is the source of this 3606-nucleotide messenger RNA. Its product is annotated as guanylate cyclase 32E-like. Gene Ontology annotation, molecular function: protein kinase activity; guanylate cyclase activity; ATP binding. Gene Ontology annotation, cellular component: membrane. The record is from RefSeq and is a predicted model, not a curated record. The coding region runs from base 1 to 3606 and encodes 1201 amino acids. Lineage: Eukaryota; Metazoa; Arthropoda; Merostomata; Xiphosura; Limulidae. Gene Ontology annotation, biological process: intracellular signal transduction; protein phosphorylation; cGMP biosynthetic process. The transcript is spliced from 21 exons.